AUGCGGCCCCUGGCGUCGUCGAGGAGACUGGCGGGACAGGCGCGCCGGCCCACGGCGACGGAAGGCUCCGCGCCGAGCGGCGUUGCCAGAUUGGGCUGGGGAACGGAUUCGCGACGGCGCGUCGAGGAGGCCAUGUUGAAUGGCGACGAAGAGGCGCCCCCUCCAUUGAAGCUUGCAUUUGGUGGUGGAGGCAUUUACUUCUGGUGGGAGCUGGGCUGCAUACAGUGGUUGUCUGAGCACUAUGACCUCAGAAAGACCCUCAUGGUGGGUGCCAGCGGUGGGGCCUUGGCUGCCACCUUGGCUGCCACAGGGGUUGACUCAGAAGCGGCGCUGGAAAGUGCUCAUCGGUUAGGCAAACAGUAUGGAAUAUGGGAGCGCCCUCUGGGCUUGAUGGGCGUCUGGGGACAGAUCGUUCGGGAGUGGCUGGAAGAGUUGCUGCCAGAGAAUGCAGGAGAGUUGUGCAGGGACCGUGUGGAGGUGCUGGUCACAAAACUGCCUUUCCUUGAGCUCGCAUCGAUUUCCGACUUCACGUCAAAGGCGGAUCUUAUUGACGCCAACAUUGCCUCCGUCCACGUGCCGUUCUUCAUGGACGGCCAAUUCUCGACGCUAACCAGGGGCGAAUGGUGCAUCGACGGCUCCUUUCAGGAUUUCAUCACGAGCUCCAAUUCCGACCUGUUGACUUGUGGCGGCAACACCGUCCUAUUUGACUACUUGCAGGACAGCUACCUGGCGUCCGAGAGGGCGGACUUCAUGAGCCUGAAGGAGUACGACGAGGUGAAGAAGCUGAUGGAUUUGGGGUACAGGCACGCCCAACGUCUAUACGACGGCGGCGAAUUCGACAGGUUCGACUCCAGCAUGUGCCGACAGGGCUGGAGGUGGCGGCUGUGGCCUCAGUGGAGCUUUGGCUCGUAG
This is a messenger RNA of Ostreobium quekettii, 912 nucleotides long. The record is from the annotation of a GenBank genome assembly. Lineage: Eukaryota; Viridiplantae; Chlorophyta; Ulvophyceae; Bryopsidales; Ostreobiaceae.